Molecule: messenger RNA, 1860 nt
Organism: Scomber scombrus (Atlantic mackerel)
Lineage: Eukaryota; Metazoa; Chordata; Actinopteri; Scombriformes; Scombridae
Gene: mxd3
Product: MAX dimerization protein 3
Exons: 6
Coding region: 46-645 (199 amino acids)
Biological process (GO): regulation of transcription by RNA polymerase II
Molecular function (GO): RNA polymerase II cis-regulatory region sequence-specific DNA binding; DNA-binding transcription factor activity, RNA polymerase II-specific; protein dimerization activity
Source: RefSeq, a predicted model, not a curated record
GCUGUUGCCCGCAGGUUUUUUUUCUAUAUCAACAAAACAUUGAAAAUGGAGGGGACUAUUUGCAACAUCCAAGUGCUUCUUCGGGCUGCUGAGUUUCUGGAAAGAAGAGAGCGAGAAGCAGAACACGGCUAUGCUUCAGUGCUGCCUCUCAGUCCAGGUUUCUCCGAUAAAAGAAGCAAACAGAAGAGCAAAAAGCUAUCUCCUGGUGGCAAUAGGUCAGUUCACAACGAGUUGGAAAAAAACAGACGAGCUCAGCUGAGGUACUGUCUGGAGCAGCUCAAGAAGCAAGUUCCUCUGUCGUCUGACUCAAUGAGAAACACCACCCUCAACCUCCUGAGACGAGCCCAGCUUCACAUAAAGAAGCUGCAGGAGCAGGAUGAGCGUGCAGAGCAGCAGAAAGGCCGCCUGCGCUGGGAGCAGAGAGAGCUGCAGGUUCGGCUGGAGCAGCUGCAGAGAGGCACGGAGAGGAUGAGGAACGACAGUCAGGGGUCGACCAUGUCCUCUGAGAGGUCGGACUCCGACAGAGAGGAUGUGGAGGUUGAUGUGGAAAGCAUCGUGUUUGAUUGUGUGGACUCUGAUGGACUGAGCAUUACGCACACUGAGGCAGACCACUGUUACUCAAGUAUGGACAAAGCCUGGCUAUGACAGCAGUAAACCCCAUGGUAACUGGUUUAAUAUUACUAGGUAAGGAGGAAGAAGAGAAAACAUUCCAAAAACAAGCAAACAGAGGACGAAGGAGAAUGGAGGAAGAUGUUACUGUACAACUGAACACAAGUUUUGACAGAAGGAGUACCUUUUUGACAUUCUCUUUUCACAAUGUUUGACUACAAGCUAAAGGAUAAUGUUGGUUAUGAAUGAGCUGUUUCCACUUUGCACUGAAUAGCAGUUAAAAUCACUGGGCUGGGAUGGAUGUAUCAUUGAGAGUGUAUUUUUUUGGCAUUAACAAUUGAUGGAAACAUUUUCCAAAGCCAUGAGUUGUCUGUAACUUUACGUAAUUCAAGCAAUUCUAUUCAUUUGCCUUUUAAGGGCUUUUAUCCAAAUAAGGGCUUUUUUUAAAUAGAAAACUCUUUAACUUAUUCUUUACUACAGUAUGCCUAUAUUGAAUUUUGCCUUAAAUCAUAUUUGGUCUACUCUAUACGGCUUCUCUUUAGGACUAAGUUUAUAUUCAGUAAUGUCAUGUGUAGCAUGCACUUAAACAUUAAUCUGCUAUGUUUUGUGUAAGUGUCUCAUUAUGUAAGUUGAGUCGUGAAUUUUGUUAUUUUUCUUCUGUUGCACAAAACGUCCACUCAUUGCACUUGUUUUGUCUCAAAAGGGUUGUGAGUAUAUCAAGAGGAAAACAGUGAACAAAAAUUAACUAGUCAUUUUUGCACAUUUAUAUCUGGCAAUUACGCAACUGUGCCAAAUAUUAAUUUGGUGUAUUUGUACGAUUGUUUCAAAUUUAGUGCAAGGACUUUAAUGCCUGUGAUAAAGACGAUCAAGUGAGAGCAUGAAAGAUGUCCUUGCACAGGUCUUAUAUUUUAUUCACUGCUUUGUUAAGAAGUGUUCAGCAUUGCAACUGUACACUUCGUUGCUUGUGCAUUUGUCAGUGAUAAUUUUGCAUGCAGCUAAUUCACCAGUCAGGAAGGUAAAUGUCUACUUGUAAUUAUGCAAUUUGAGCUGAAUUACAAGUACUGUAUGUAUCUUAUUCAUUGCUAUAUAUUUAAUAACAAGGCACAUUUUGCCCUGACUUUUGUAUAUGCAAAAUGCCUUCAUUACCUUUUUUAAUAGUAUGUCUGCAUUCAUCUGUCUGUCCGCCCAGUAAUAUUAUGUAGCAAUUUUGUACUGGUGUAAGGUUUUUUUUAAUGAAUAAAUAUUUUCUAU